UGUGUGUUUCAGUGACUCACAGGGAAGGACGGCAACAAGAUUGAUUGCUGCUAAAUAUGACCUCUGUUAUUAACUGUUUACGCCAUUUGACUUCUCGUAUUAGUUGUUAAACUGCUAAAGAAAUAAUAGGAUGCGCCAUUGACUCGCGGUGUGUGUUAUUGUUUGCCGUGUAAAGCAGUAAAAUAGACUGAAUAUACUGCGUGUUUUUCGUUGGCUGGACUAUGCAGUGCGGUGUGACCUCGGCUGUCUUGCUUCUCUCCAUAGGCUUUAUGACUAGGGCGAGUGGGUUCGAGGAGUUUGAACCCGAGACUCCAGACUGGAUAAAAACUUUAAAAACGAUCCGGAAUGGCAUCCAUAAGAUAGACACGUACCUCAACUAUGCUCUGGACUUGAUCGGAGGCUCAGAUGGACUCUGUCACUACAAAUGCAGUGAUGGAUACAAACCUGUUCCUCGACCUGGUUAUAAACAAUCACCACCCAAUGGAUGUGGCUCUCCACUGUUUGGAUUUCAGUUCGAUUUUGGGAUUCCAUCCAUGACAAAGUGCUGUAAUCUGCAUGACCACUGCUACGACACAUGUGGACAGGAGAAGCACGACUGCGACAAGCAGUUCCAGGGGUGUUUGGAGACCAUCUGCAGGAAUGUCCAAAUGACACUGGGACUGGACCAGAGUGUGCAAGAAAUACAGAAGCAACACUUGAAGACGUCAGCCGGAACGUUGAAACUUGGUGGCAAGUGGGUCUUCCAGCAGGACAAUGAUUUUAAGCAUUGAUUAAUAUUUGUGACAGAAUUGCUUAAAGACAACAAAGUGAACGUAUCAGAGUGGCAAUCACAAAGCCCUGACAUGAAUCCUUUAAAAAUCACUUACAGAAUCCUUUAAAAAUCUCUUACAGAAAUUAAAUACAUAUCCUAAUAGACUUAACACAGGACAUUUAUAGUAAGAUGAAAUGUGUGGAGUUAAUAAUUAAAUAAUACACAUAUACAUUCAUUUAUUGGAAUGUGCACAUUGGAAUGGACACUGUUCACCGCAUUCACACUAGGAAAAUAAUCUUAAUAAAUUAUUGAAAGUAGUAAAUACAUUCUCAUGAAGCUUAUUUAGUUUACUCAUAUUGCAAUAGCAAAUGCACUGCUUUUUAAAUUGAAAAAAAAUCCUUGGGGUCAAAUUGGAGCAAAUAAUACAAAUAUGAUCAAUCAUUAAUUAUUUUAAUCAUUUAAUAGCCUUAAAUAAUAUUUAACAAAGUAUGCACAUAUGUAACUCGCAUCAAAAAAAUUUAAUCAAAUGGAAUCAGAUGAUGGUGAAAGUAGCAGUCAAGCAGUACCACAUUUUCUGAAAUAACGUUUUAAUCCUGUUUGUUU
This is a messenger RNA of Colossoma macropomum (tambaqui), 1354 nucleotides long. RefSeq names its product phospholipase A2, group XIIA (gene pla2g12a). Gene Ontology annotation, molecular function: calcium ion binding; A2-type glycerophospholipase activity. The record is from RefSeq and is a predicted model, not a curated record. Gene Ontology annotation, cellular component: extracellular region. NCBI's taxonomy places the organism in Eukaryota, Metazoa, Chordata, Actinopteri, Characiformes, Serrasalmidae. Gene Ontology annotation, biological process: arachidonate secretion; phospholipid metabolic process; lipid catabolic process. The coding region runs from base 222 to 770 and encodes 182 amino acids. The transcript has 4 exons.